AUGUCUCUCACCGGCGAGGAUCCCCUGCAGCAGAACCCCAUGAUGGGGCCGGUCUCCGGCACGGCCGAUCAGACGAGCAUCGCGUCCGGCGGCAAACACGGCGGAAAGGCGGCCGGCGCUCGCGGGAAGGGAAAAGGAAAGGGAAAGGGAAAACGCGGCGGCAAGACCGGCGGGAAGGCGGGAAGACGCGAUAAGAUGUCGAGGGCCGCACGGGCCGAUCUCAACUUCCCCGUUGGCCGCAUUCACUCCCGUCUGAAGGAUGGACUCAACCGCAAACAACGCUGUGGCGCCUCUGCCGCUAUUUACUGCGCCGCCCUGUUGGAGUACUUAACAUCCGAAGUGAUUGAGUUGGCCGGCGCCGCUGCAAAGUCCCACAAAACUGAGCGCAUUAAACCACGGCAUCUGCUGCUGGCCAUUCGCGGCGAUGAGGAACUGAACCAGAUAGUAAAUGCCACCAUCGCCCGUGGUGGUGUGUUGCCGUUCGUUCACAAGAGUCUGGAGAAGAAGAUUAUCAAGAAAUCAAAACGUGCAGGAUAA
Molecule: messenger RNA, 537 nt
Organism: Trypanosoma theileri
Lineage: Eukaryota; Euglenozoa; Kinetoplastea; Trypanosomatida; Trypanosomatidae
Product: histone H2A
Exons: 1
Coding region: 1-537 (178 amino acids)
Cellular component (GO): nucleosome
Molecular function (GO): structural constituent of chromatin; DNA binding; protein heterodimerization activity
Source: RefSeq, a predicted model, not a curated record